Pistacia vera is the source of this 2150-nucleotide messenger RNA. RefSeq names its product protein SPT2 homolog. Lineage: Eukaryota; Viridiplantae; Streptophyta; Magnoliopsida; Sapindales; Anacardiaceae. The transcript has 9 exons. The coding region runs from base 356 to 1921 and encodes 521 amino acids. The record is from RefSeq and is a predicted model, not a curated record. Gene Ontology annotation, cellular component: nucleolus. Gene Ontology annotation, biological process: regulation of DNA-templated transcription; nucleosome assembly. Gene Ontology annotation, molecular function: histone binding; DNA binding.
GCCCCGAACUCAGAGAACUGAAAUUGGGGGUGCGCACUACGCUCAUUGGCGUAUUAUAGCACAAAUCCUCUCACAUUCUGGGUCCUUCGGUUCGCACUCUCUUUAAUCUAUUAUCUCUCUGUUCCCGAACCACACAUUAACGCAAUAACCCUCCGCAGACCGCAAAGAAUCCUAUUGAGGCGCAUCCUUCUAUGUUCUCGUUUCGUUUCGUCGAAGUGCCGAUCUCGUCCUUUUCCGCGUUUCUCUCUUCAACAUCGCUGAGAAUCGCUUGAUUUAGGUCAAAAUUCACCGAUUUUGUGGUUUUUAAGGCAUCGACAGGGUUUGACCAAGAAGCUUAUCAGUGUAUUAAGCUGCAAUGCGGGCACAUGAUAGAUAUGAAGCUGAAGAAUAUGACGACUAUGAGGAUGAAGGAGAAGAGCAAUAUGAAGAAGAUGGUGAAGAGGGGGAAGAGGAGGAAUACGAAGAGGAAGAACGAAAACCAACAGAAGAAGAACUGAAAAUUCUUGAAUAUAGGCAAAAGCUAAAAGAACUUCACAGAAAAAAUUUAAAAAAAGAAAAUGGCUCUGAUCGGGCUAGUUCCCAAGACAAAAAGAAUAGACUUCCAUAUGACAAUUUUGGAUCCUUCUUUGGCCCUUCUCAGCCAGCUAUUUCUCAGAGAGUACUCCAAGAAAGCAAGUCAAUAUUAGAGACCCAGCAUUUGGCUUCCAGGCUUUCAAAUUCCUAUCGUAAUAAUGGAAAGACCUCUGCUUCAAAUAGUACAGGAUCCAAGAAUGGAGUACAUCGUCGGAUACCUAAAGUCAAUGAGAUGCAAAGGAAAGUUGAAAGGAUUAAGGUCUCAAGAGAUUACUCCUUUCUAUCUGAUGAUGCAGUGCUUCCAGCACCUAAAAAGGAGCCUACAACACGAAAUGUCGCUGUACCAAAUUCUGAGGCGCGAUCAGCUCAAGUACCACCAAGGAGCAAACCACCAUUGGGCAGUAGUGGCAGAAAUGUUCAUGCGGCCCAUGAAGAAAGGAAAUUAAAUCCUUCUAAUGGCCAUAUGCAUUUAGCUCGUGACGACAGGAAAGCAGUUUCUUCUAAUAGCCAAAUGAAUUUGGCUCGUGGAGAAAGAAAAAUAGUUUCUUCAAAUGGCCAAAGAAAAAUAGUUUCUUCAAAUGGCCAAAUGCAUUCUAAAGCAGGACCUGACAGGCCAACUUCUGCAAGUAAACCCAAUUUGACACCAAUGGAUUCUAGAAGGCAGCAUAGUAGUAGCAAUGGAAUUGGGCCUGGCCGGCCCGCAGGGCCGAAACCCCAGCCUUCCAAAGUGCCUGUGAUCUCCAUGCAGAAGAGAGCUUCUGCCCCAGUUGCAAAGAAUCAUUUGCCCAGUGCAAAGGUACCACCUUCUUCAAAGAUGCAACCAACUAUUCAGAAGAAACCCUUAGAACAGAGAAGGGGCUCCGAAGAACUCAAUAGGAGUAAAACAAUAACGAAGCAAAUGGCUGCUUCGUCAAAGCCUCAGGUUUUAACCAUUAUACUAGUUACAUAUAUAGUUCAACUUGCAAGUUGGUUUGACUGUAAUAUUUUGUGGCUGAGUAGUCUGUGUUUACUUUCUUUCCUGAUAUUUUUACAGAUAAAGAAGCCACUUAAGCAAAUAUCAUCACGUGCUCAAGAUCCCCGCUCCAAGAAGAGACCAAGUUAUUCUGAUGAUGAAGAUGCAGAGGCUUUCAAUAUGCUCAGGAGUAUGUUGGGACCCCGAAAAUUUGCUACUUACAAUGAUGAUGAUGAUAGCGACAUGGAGGCAAAUUUUGAGGAUAUCAUGAGAGAGGAGAAAAGAAGUGCAAGAAUUGCUCGACAAGAGGAUGAAGAACAACUACGCCUUAUAGAGGAAGAGGAGAAGCGUGAGCGAAUGAGAAAGUUGACGAAGAAGCGUAAGCUGAGCCAAUAGCAUUGAUUAUACAGACAUUCAUCAAUCAGAAUCAGAAUCAGAAACCCAGAAGUCCCUUUGGUUCUUUGUAUCUUCUUUCUUUGUAGUUCUGGCACUAAUUUGCCUUUUCUCAGCUAAAUUAUGGGACUUUGAAUUUAAUUUUUUCGUGUAGAAAUACUUUGUUAGUGGUAGAUGUAAUUUGGUAUAAAUAAUAAUAAGUGAGGUUUUUUGGGUAUCAUCUUAAUUAUUU